Molecule: messenger RNA, 1344 nt
Organism: Lycium barbarum (goji berry)
Lineage: Eukaryota; Viridiplantae; Streptophyta; Magnoliopsida; Solanales; Solanaceae
Exons: 2
Coding region: 1-1344 (447 amino acids)
Source: RefSeq, a predicted model, not a curated record
AUGAUUAGCAAGUUAAUACCGUCGGAUACAAGCCGUACGCUUUUGGCACAAAAACAUCCAGGCUUUCAAUGGAGCAAUCCAAAUGGUGCUGAAAACUCCGAAAGCUUUCAAAAGCAACAGAUUCAAGGUCCCUUACCAAGCAAUACACAGAAAAAUCCAAAGGAGCACCUUAAAGCCAUCGCUUUACGGUUAGAUAAGAACCUUGAUGAAACUUACAAGGACACCCAAGAAAAGAAUCAAUCAUCACAACAGGUAGACAAAGGUAAGAAUGCAGAAACACCCUCUGAACAAUCAGAAGAAAAAGAAAAGAAAAUGGAAGAGGAAAAUAUUCUCCCUGUGAAAAUUCCUUUUCCCCAAAAAAUGAAGAGACAAAAGCUUGAUAGUCAAUUUGCCAAGUUUUUGGAUAUUUUAAAACAAAUUCACAUUAAUAUUCCUUUUACUGAUGCUUUAUUACAAAUGCCUUCAUAUGCCAAGUUUCUCAAAGAAAUUUUGUCAAGCAAAAGAAAACUGGAAGAAGCUUCUGUGGUAGUACUUACUGAAAAAUAUAGUGCUAUACUUCAAAACAAACUACCACAAAAGCUAGGGGAUCCAGGUAGUUUUACAAUUCCAUGCACUUUGGGAGGAGUAUAUUUUGAAAAAGCACUUUGUGACUCUGGGGCUUCAAUAAAUCUAAUGUCGUUUUCUAUUUUUAGAAAAUUUGAUCCUGGUGAAAUAAAAAACAUAAGUGUUUCUCUUCAGUUUGCAGAUCAAAGUACUAAAAAAACAAAGGGAAUAAUUGAAAAUAUUCUUGUAAGAGUUGAUAAGUUCGUUUUCCCUGUGGAUUUUAUAAUACUUGAAAUGCAGCAAUGUCCUAAUGAACCGAUAAUUUUGGGUAGACCAUUUCUUGCUACAGGAAGAACAAUCAUAGAUGUCCAUCAAGGACAAUUAAUUUUAAGAGUAGAUGAAGAAAGAGUCAUUUUUGAUAGGCAAAAAAUGCUAAGAUUUUCAGGAGAGGAGACAUCAUCCCUAUGUUUUUCAAUUGACGUGAUUAGUGAUCUUGCAGAUGAAUUCAAAGAUGAUAAAUUGAUUCUAGAUUCUAUGGAAAUAUGCUUGUCCAAAUCUAGCACCUCACAAGAUGAUGAUCCCUCCAUCAGGAGCAAAGCUGAAAUAUUGGAAAAACAUUAUAAGGAUGAGGAGAUACAAUCGGAAGAAGUUCAACCAAAAAUUGAACUCAAAAUUCUUCCUUCUCAUUUGAAAUAUGUUUAUCUUGAGCAUAAAUUAUUUCCACUAAUUAGUUCAUCUUCUCUAUAUGCUGAACAGGAAGACAGUUUAAUUGAAGUACUACGAGCACACAGAGAGCCUUGA